Pedinophyceae sp. YPF-701 is the source of this 609-nucleotide messenger RNA. The record is from the annotation of a GenBank genome assembly. NCBI's taxonomy places the organism in Eukaryota, Viridiplantae, Chlorophyta, Pedinophyceae.
AUGGCCUCGUGCGCGCGUCUGACCGGCCUACCGACGCGACCCCGCACGCGCUCUCUGCUCCAUAGUCGGCAAAGAUCGCGUUCAGCCCUGCGACGCAUCCACAUUCGUCUCGUAGACGAGGCCACGUACAAUCUCAUGGUCGAGGACGGUAAGGGCUCCCAGGAGCUGGCGGGCGUCCACGACUUCGCAGCCGGUCUCGCACACAACACCGUCCUGCGCAUGCUCGCCCUGGACGAGUUCACCGGCUUCGCGGAGCCUGGCGGCUUCGUAGCGCUCGCCGACGCGCUGCGCACCAACACCGCGCUCCGGUCUCUGUCCAUCAAGGAAGCCGAGUUCAGCCGCGACUGCGGGGGGGCAAUGCACGUGCUCGUGCAAGCGCUGCGGCACAACCGCGGCCUGCGCUGCAUCGAGCUCGGCUACGGCAGCGACACUGGCGACGAUGCCAAGCGGAUGAUGGUGCAGGCCCUCAGGGAGAACACCACGCUGCAACGCCUGUGCGUGGGGAGGCUGCUGCGCGAAGAGACGCGCGUCUACGGGUUGUCCUUCGGCGACAGCAUCGAGAACGUCGACGGGCCCUUCCCCCGGAUCGUCCUGCACGACACCCCCUGA